AUGGCGAGGAUGGCUGCGUGUAGCAUGCGGAAGGACACCACCAUCAAGUCCUGCACCGAGUCCAAGACGGAGGCAUUGAGAAGAGCAGAGGCCAAGGAGAAGUUCGCGAAACAGAUGGCUCUGUUCUCCAAGUAUGAUGCCAACAAGGAUGGCGUGCUGGACAAGAAGGAGAUCGCCAACUUUGCGAAGAAGGAGCACAACUUCGCAGUGCCGGAUCCGGCCAUGGUGUUGCUCUUGAAGGCAACUCGGGCGCUUUCGCGAGCAGAGAUCCCCUGCGCAGAAAAUCCUCAGGGGUUGUGCUCACUGUAG
Molecule: messenger RNA, 309 nt
Organism: Effrenium voratum
Lineage: Eukaryota; Dinophyceae; Suessiales; Symbiodiniaceae
Source: the annotation of a GenBank genome assembly